Molecule: messenger RNA, 3695 nt
Organism: Gadus morhua (Atlantic cod)
Lineage: Eukaryota; Metazoa; Chordata; Actinopteri; Gadiformes; Gadidae
Product: ATP-binding cassette sub-family G member 4
Exons: 15
Coding region: 290-2302 (670 amino acids)
Biological process (GO): cholesterol homeostasis; cholesterol efflux; transmembrane transport
Cellular component (GO): plasma membrane
Molecular function (GO): ATP binding; ABC-type sterol transporter activity; ATP hydrolysis activity
Source: RefSeq, a predicted model, not a curated record
CUCUCUCUCUCUCUCUUUCUCUCUCUCUGCAUCCCCCAGCUAUCCCUCUAACUACGCCGUCACUUUUGCCGGCGGAGGAACGCCCUAUCGCUGCUGCUGCUGCUGUGCUGCGCAGCGGCAUCACAGAUGCUGUGCAGCGGACCGGACCCAGUAGGCUACCGUCGGCACGGAGGAGGGGAAACGGAAUCUGCGCUUCAUGCAAAGGAGGACAACAACAUCCAGGAUAUCGGCACUAAAGAACCACUCCCCCCCCACACUGCCAACCUUCUCCUAAAACGCCAGGUUGGUGAUGGCAGACAAAAUGUUGGAACCCGAGUGUGAAGGUGUCUCCGUGGAGGAUAUGGUCAUCUGCAACGGUGCAGUUCAGCCCCUCCUGGUCCCACCGCUGCAGGCUCCUCUCCAGGCCCAGGCCCUGGCCCCGGCCCCGGCCCCGGCCCAGGGUCAGCAGCCGGACCCGUCCAUGCUGACCAACCUGAAGAAGGUGGAGAACAACAUCACCGAGGCUCAGCGCUUCUCCCACCUGCCCAAGAGAACAGCCGUGGACCUGGAGUUCACCGACCUCUCCUACAUCAUCCAGGAGGGGCCCUGCUGGAGGAAGAGAGGUUUCAAAGCCUUACUAAAGUGCCUGUCUGGGAGGUUCUGCAGCCGGGAACUGAUAGGAAUCAUGGGGCCCUCUGGGGCCGGCAAAUCCACCCUAAUGAACAUCCUGGCUGGAUACAGGGAGACGGGGAUGAAGGGUCAGAUCCUGGUCAACGGGAAGCCCCGGGACCUGAGGACCUUCCGCAAGAUGUCGUGCUACAUCAUGCAAGACGACAUGCUACUGCCACACCUCACCGUGCAGGAGGCCAUGAUGGUUUCUGCCAAUUUGAAGCUGAAUGAAUCCAUGGAGGUGAAGAAAGAGCUUGUGAACGAGAUCCUGACGGCCCUGGGGCUUCAUGAGUGUGCCCACACGCGCACCAGCUGUCUGUCUGGGGGCCAGUGCAAGCGACUCGCCAUCGCCCAGGAGCUGGUCAACAACCCCCCCGUCAUGUUCUUUGAUGAGCCCACCAGUGGCUUGGACAGCUCCUCAUGCUACCAGGUCGUCUCUUUGAUGCACUCUCUGGCUCUUGGCGGGAGGACUAUCAUCUGCACCAUCCACCAGCCCAGUGCCAAGCUCUUCGAGAUGUUUGACAAGCUGUACAUCCUGAGCCAGGGUCAGUGUAUCUACAAAGGAACCGUCUCUUACCUCAUCCCUUAUCUCAAGAACGUGGGCCUGCGCUGCCCCACCUACCACAACCCUGCAGACUUCAUAAUUGAAGUGGCGUCGGGGGAGUACGGAGAUCUGAACCCUGUGCUGUUUGAGGCUGUGAGGGACGGCAUGUGUGCCGAGGAGAAAAGGAACCAGUGUGAAAGGAGGUGUCCGUCCGUCUGCACGACAAAGUGCGCCAAGGACUCGGGGCAUAUUGAAAGCCAUACUUUUGCCACUAGCACCCUGACGCAGUUCUGCAUCCUGUUCAAGAGGACUUUCAUAACUAUAUGUCGCGAUCAGGUCCUGACCCAUCUCAGACUGACGUCCCACGUCGCCAUAGGGGUGCUGAUAGGCCUGCUCUACCUGAACAUUGGCAACGAUGCCAGCAAGGUCUUCAACAACACUGGAUUCCUCUUCUUCUCCAUGCUGUUCAUCAUGUUUGGAGCGCUCAUGCCCACUGUGUUAACCUUUCCCUUGGAGAUGUCUGUGUUCCUCCGGGAACAUCUGAACUACUGGUACAGCCUGAAGGCCUACUACCUAGCCAAGACUAUGGCUGACAUUCCAUUCCAGGUGAUCUGCCCCAUCAUGUACUGCAGCAUAGUGUAUUGGAUGACAGAACAGCCACCCGAGGCUAGCAGAUACCUCCUCUUCUUAGCCCUUUCUACCUGCACUGCCCUGGUGGCCCAGUCUCUUGGGCUUCUGGUCGGCGCUGCCUCCACCUCCCUUCAGGUGGCCACCUUCGUGGGCCCUGUCACAGCGAUCCCUGUGCUGCUCUUCUCUGGGUUUUUUGUCAACUUUGACACCAUUCCUACCUACCUUCAGUGGAGCUCCUACAUCUCCUACGUCAGGUAUGGCUUUGAAGGGGUGAUCCUGUCCAUAUACGGGCUGAAUCGCACCGAGUUGGAGUGCCCGGUGCCCGUGUGCAAGUUCCAGCGGCCCGAAGAGGUUCUCCAACUGCUGGACGUCGAGGACGCCAAACUCUACAUGGACUUUGUCGCCUUGGGGAUUUUCUUUCUCGUCUUCCGACUGGCCACCUACCUCGUCCUCCGCUACAAGGUCAAGUCGGAGCGGUAGGUUCCGACUCGGCUCUGGUCUCUCUAAGGAAAACCCUAGACCUCCUGGCUCUGGUCUGUCUCACUGCAGCUGUCCCCCAGCGCUUACCCGGCCCAGCAGAAUCUGUUUCUUCAGCUGGACCACUUUCAUAAUACUGCACUCUUGCUGCUAUAUACAGCACAACAUAAAGAACCCUGAUCCGCUGCACAGUCCAUCUCUGGGCGGUAGGCUAUCCAUGUUUUUUUUCGUGGCCAAUAACAUACAGGAGUCCACCUGGAACAAUGCAUGGCAGGUUUUACCUCACAACUCUGGACUUCAAGAGGAAAACACCAAUGUGUUACGAAAGCAGACCGGUUUUACUGUAAACAAGAAAGCAUAUUCCACACCCACUAUAGUGACCUUUCCUUAUGUUUUCACGUUUCUUUCGUUCCUGGGGGCAAUGUGAAUGCUGUGCUGUUCCGUACUUUUCCUAAUGUCGCCCUGCAUCUCUGGCACCGUCCACAUCGGAUAACGCCAGAUUUUAUGGCAUACUUACCUAUUUAUAUAAAUAAGGCUUGGAGAGAACCAAAUACAGAUAAGAAAGAGUUUACAUUUUCUGAAGCAAGCCAAAAAAAGGAUUUUAACCACAUACUGUUGCACUGGAGAAACAGAGAGAACGGGAGAGCAUACAAAAGAGAGUGAGAGAGUUAGAAAUGUACAUGUAGACUGAAGUUAUUUGUGAAAUUAAAUUAGUUUAUUCAUGGGUCCAUGAUAAGGCCUAAUACUCUAGCUGCUUUUUUGAGUGAUUUCUCAUUUUCCCCCUUUUUGUUUUAGGCUACUACUGAGCUUGAGAAAAGAAAAAUCAGAUUUAGUCUUUACUCAUUGUUUAUUAAUACAAUCUUCUUAAUUGUUUUAACUUUUGUAUAUCUCUAAGGGAGAUAUUUUUUCUCAACAGGUAAUACUAUCUGGAGAAUAUGUAUUUUUCUACUUCUGUGAUUGACUUUUUAAUUGUAAUUAUACAAUCGUACCUAAAAUAAAUACAUUCAAUCUUAAUUUCAUACAACAUUUGAUUCUAUAAUCAUAAUUUCCUAUAGGCCUUAAUUCAGUAUUAUUUCAACCAAAAUUGUCUUAUUUGUGUCCAAGCAAUGCCAAAAAAAACCCCAUGUAAUUAUGUUUAUAUACCAUUAUAACAGAACAAUACAAUAUGUUAAAAUCCCCCUAUUUAAACGGCCUUAGGCCAUAUGGGGGAACCCAAAAAAAAAAACGAUGGACGUUUAACGGGGAUAUUUCACAUUGUUAUAUCUCACAUUAUUGACACGGCUGUGAUUUUCUCUUUGUUUAUUAACUGUUAAAGCUUUUUUCCCCCGUUCUGUAGCACGUUAUGUCUCCUCGUUGUGCAGCAAUUAUCUGACCCUAAUAAAAUAAUCACAAUUUU